AUGCAGCGUGCGACGGAAAGCGAUCACAUGUUCCGUGUCAGUCGCGCAAGAGGGGGACAAGAAACAAGCGCCGGCAAAAGCAGCUUCCUGAAUUUGCUGUUGGGAACUGAUGUGCUUCCGUACUCGUUGCUGUGCGCGACGUCAACCAUUUGCCGCGUGCACCCUAUCGCGACAGACGCCGAACGUUACUACGUGGUACACAAGGCAGACGGCACGGAACAUAGGCAGACGAUCCGCGAGAAUGACGUGGAAGCGCUGGAGAAGUUGACACAGGAAUCGCAUGUGACAAUCGUUGACACACCGGGCGUCGGUGAGUGCAAGCUGCUGUCCGAGAAACUGUUCGAGUACCUCCCUAAGGCGGCAGCCUUCAUCUACGUCCUCAACAGCGCCAACUCCGGCGGGGUCCAGGAGGACAGGCUGGUGACGAUCUUCAAUCGCCUGAAGCUGGAGGAGACUAAGGGCGGCUUGUUCAGUUUCGACCCCAGUUGUACCAUGUUUGUGUGCAACAAGUGGGAUAUCGUGGAGGAGCGGGAGCGGAACCAGCCCGGUUCCGAGGCGCAGGUCUGGCAGGACACGGUGGACAAACUGAAGAAGCACCUACCGGGCUUCUCCUGGGACAGAUAUAUGUACAAAAUGAGCACCACUGAGGCCAGCAGAUACAUCACUUCCGGUAUCGGCUACACGGAACGGUAUGCGGCGCUGAUGGGAGGGCUGCAGAAGCUGAUCUUAUCGAGCCUCACGGGCAACGCGAACACGGGCCGCGCUCGAGAAAAACUGGGCUGGAUGCAUGUGCACGUCACAGAUUUAUGGAUAGGCAACUUUCUCGAGCAAAUACGGAAGUACGUGGCUGCACGCGUUAAUCGUGCUCGCGCAACGGAAGUGGAAAAGAAACGCCUGUUCGAAGAGGUGAACACUCGUCUGGCGACGCUAAGAGAAGACGCGGGCCACGUGAAGAAGAGAUUACGAGAAUUUGCUCAGGUCAGAUGUCGCAAUCUUGCGAGUUCUCUCUUCGCGUAUUUACACGACCCCGAUGUACAAGCUCGGAUUAAACUCUGGACAGAUUUACAGGCGCCGGUUAUCGAAGCGGACGAUUUUGACGCGACGAAACUUAAAGGAGAGCGUAUGAUACAAGCCCGAAUAAUGGAUGAAAUCACGAAGUGGGAAGCUGGUAACCAAAUAGUGAAGACAGUUCAGGACGAGCUUACACACGAAUUUAAGCUUGAAUGCAAGUUACUGACGGAAGAGUGUACUGAUAUUCAGAACCUCAUAGAAGGCGAUAUAAUAACUCCAGAGAGAAGAUUGUCAGAUUUUGGGAAACAGAUCAUUGAAGUGAAAACCUCUGUAUUUACCACAAGUGAAAAGGUGAUUUUGAUUGUGGCUGCUCCCCUAUGGAUCCCCGUGGUUACAGCCGCCUCGUUGUUGUUCCUGCCAGUGGGGGUUGGGAUGCUUAUAAAACAGACCGUUCAGGCAAAACAGCAACGAACGGAAUAUAUGAAAGAUAAAGCGAAGUACAUGACAAUAUGGACAGAACAAGUGAUCGAAGAUUUCUUUAAAGAGUCGGUCAUCGACAAAUUUAUCUCAGAAACGUACAUGUCCUUGUUUGAGAGGAAAAUAAAGGACCUUUGCGAAGAAACUAUUCCGGCACAGAUAAAGGCAGACAUUCAACAAGUGGAGCAAAUACAGAGAGACCGGCGGUCCUCCAAGACAAUUACCCGAGAGUUUAAGCCUAUUCAACUCACGCUGCAGGACAUAAUUGGACAACUCAAACUAUACGGAUUAAAAUUCGUCACGAAAGACUUGAUCGAUGUAGCGCAUAUUCGGCGAAUCCGUGAAAUCGGAAAGGGCAGCUUUUCUACAGUGUACUCGGCGCUGUAUCCGGCCACCGGAAAUGGCAGAGAAGUGGCUCUGAAGAUCCUAACGCUGCGUUUUGCAGACUUAUAUUCGCAGCUGACAGAAUUGGAGUGUCUGAGGAAACUCAAACAACAUGAAAACAUCGUAGAGUUCAUCGGUGUUUGCUACUCUGAUAAAAUGCCGGCGAUCACUGAAGGGGGCAGUCUGGAGACCAUGAGUCAACACAGACUCAUGUUCAUGUUUGAAAUAUGUGACCAGUCAUUAGAAGACUUCGUCUUCAAAACGCAACAUCUUCAAUGCGGGCACUACGACUCAAAAGAUCGACCGACCGAAGCCCUGGAUUUCUACGUGAAAGCAGGGGUUGGCAUAGCCAGGGGACUGGCUCACAUUCACGCCAGCAACUUUGCUCACAGGGAUCUUAAACUAGCCAAUGUCCUGAUGAGCAAAGGGAUGGUCAAGGUGUGCGACUUCGGCUUUGCCAAACACGAGGCGGACUUAUCUGGCACAUACACAGGUACCCGUACACACAUGUCACCAGAAAUACUCUCCGGCAAGCCGUAUACGAAGAAGACAGACAUGUACAGCCUCGCUAUAGUUCUCUGGGAACUUUGGUAUGGAAGACACGCGUAUUCGGAAGACACUUACGAUACUUUUGACGUCGGGACCCUGCUAGAUGCCAUAAAAAAAGGGACCCGCCCAAAUUGCAGAGAAAGAUACGCCAUACCAUCUAACCUUGUUCAGUUGAUCGAGAGAUGUUGGGAUGGCAACCCAGACGUACGACCCACCGCAGAGGAAGUGACAACAGAUUUACAGAUUGUAUUUAAAACCAGACAUUCUACAUAAAUAGUGUUAUGAGGUGGUUCAUUAGAGAACAUGGAUUGAACAAUUCAACUUCUGAUGUAAUGAAGUGCGUCUUGAUCGAUAUAUUUUGCUCAGUAUCACUGAACGUAAUCUUUGAAAGAUCCUGUACUACAUGUGGCUAAGAAUGUCUACGUAUAACACGUGUACAAUCAUGAAAAUGUAAAUACACAAGACCAAAAAAGAACAACUGUACACUGCUUUGAACCGUUGUAUUCAAAGUAACUUGUCCUUCAACGCGAACACCUUAUUCCAGUAUGUGCAUGAGCAAGUAGGACGA
Molecule: messenger RNA, 2989 nt
Organism: Dreissena polymorpha
Lineage: Eukaryota; Metazoa; Mollusca; Bivalvia; Myida; Dreissenidae
Product: dual serine/threonine and tyrosine protein kinase-like
Exons: 12
Coding region: 1-2694 (897 amino acids)
Biological process (GO): protein phosphorylation
Molecular function (GO): protein kinase activity; ATP binding
Source: RefSeq, a predicted model, not a curated record